Messenger RNA from Eucalyptus grandis, 2569 nucleotides. Its product is annotated as putative F-box protein At5g60060. Bases 1095 to 2420 code for a protein of 441 amino acids. The transcript has 2 exons. The record is from RefSeq and is a predicted model, not a curated record. Gene Ontology annotation, molecular function: protein binding. Lineage: Eukaryota; Viridiplantae; Streptophyta; Magnoliopsida; Myrtales; Myrtaceae.
UAAAGAUUAUGGCUGAUGAUGGAGGAUCCAAUCCUUGGAGCGUUGGUGAAGAAGGGAGAAAACUGCUAAAUGGUAACAAUCCUCUCCAGUGUAUAUAUUAAUUAGGGAAGCGAUAUGGUUGAACCGCCGGGAGCCCGUCGAUCCCUCCUCUGCUCCCUCCGCCGUGGUCAAGCCCGCGGCUUUUACUCCCGCUGCCUCCUUAUGGAGCCCAAGGUCCUUUGCCUCCUUUCCCCUCUCCCAAAAUUCCUCUGCAUUCCCAAUGCUUGCGAUGACUCCUCCCACCUCCACAUUGUCCUCGACCUUUGCGACUCCCCCAACCUCCACCAUGCCCUCGCUUUCGCUGGCCCCAUUCGGGAGCUCAACGUCGCCUGCUCUUCCUAUUCGAUUCUAGAUUCUAUUCGGGACCAGCCUAUUUCCUUUUUUUAUUUUUGAUUUCAUUUGGUAUUCAUUGAGAAUGUUGCUUGCGAAUCCGAUUCUUUGAAUUACACAAUGUAAAUGCCUCAAAAAAAGGAAAAAAGAAAAAAAAAAACGUCUUGUAUAUGCUGGAAUCGGAAAAAUGUAGCUCGAGCAUCCUUAAUCCUUUUCAUAAGGCCGAGCGACCAAUCUACAAGAGACUUGUGAGAUUCGAAUUGUUGAUUCGUGUUGAGGAAAUUCGAAAGAGUGGAUGAAGCAAGGUAAUAGCAAAAAUACAAAAUGCAAGGUAAAACUAAAACGAGAUAAUGAAGAUUUUUCAGUCCGAUUCUAUACUCGAAAUUGAAUCAAAUAUUUACAAUGAAAAAUGGAAGGUGUUUAAAAUAUGGUGAUGAUAGUGUCUUUUCUUCACCAAUAUUAACAUAACAAAUAUGGAUGAAAAAAAAUAUAAAAUAAAGUAAUAGAGAAUGAUAAAUUGUCGUUUUGAUUACUUUAAGAUGUGAACUGAAAUUAUUGUUGGACAAGUUAUUUUUGAUAUAAAUUAAAUUUAGAAAAACAUCCCAGAUAUUUAUGGCAUACGAUAAAGACGUACUUCGGUAAAACAGCCCAAUUUCUUCUUUUCUUCUUCUUCUUCUUCUGGCGACAUCCGCGAUCAUCCGUGCAGAAAACGCAAGAGAGCUCCCAUGGAUCCAACCGAAAGGGGCUCAUGCCCCGACCUUCCUACGGAUGUUCUCUACGAGAUCGGCAAUCGUCUCGACACCCGCAUGGACGUCCUCCGCUUCCGUAGCGUCUGCUCUUCCUUCCGCUCCGCCAUCCCCGCGCCCCCCCGCCGCGAGGCCUCGCGAUUCCCUCUCCGAAUCCAGCCCGACCUCUUCCUCCGCGCGAGCACGGUCUACGCCCUCGAGACCCCGGACGGGGCCGCCGGCUCCGGCCGCCCGCGGUGGCUGCUGAUGCUCGAGGAGUCGGCGAAGCCCGGGCGUAUGCGGAUCCGCAGCCUCUACUCGCAGCGGAAGAUCGCGCACAUGCUCCACAAGUUCCCGAAGGUACUCGAUUCUCGCCAAUCCCGAAUGGUUGAAAUCUGCAGACAAUUCACGCUCGAGGGUACAACCGGAGGCCUCUUUCAAGGCGUACAGAAAGCAGUGAUGCAUCCGGAUGGCGCAGGUUCUGAUUCAGAUCAAUGUUCGGUUUAUUUCAUUGAUAGAGGUGGGCAAUUAGGUUGUUGGAAAUACGGGGGCGAGAAUUGGAGCUAUUUAGUUGUUGAUGGCCGACGGCGCCGUCGUUUUGUUGAUGGCCGACGACGCCGUCGUUAUGUUGAUGGCCGACGGCGCCGUCGUUAUAGCGACAUCGUGGUUUAUGAUGGCAAAGUCUGGGUCGUCGAUUCUGACGGGCAGAUUUUGCGGCUUCAUACGUCUUUCAGACUUCGAAGUUUCUCACUGCCGAUCUACGACGUUGGUGGUCGCCGCUUCGACUGCUUUUCCUGCUUCUCGAGGCAUUUGGUGGUGUCAGGCGGGGAUCUUUACAUAGUGUGCAGAUACAUUAGCGAUGGUCCGUGUAGCGGUGGCUCGCCGGAAAAGACAAGUCAUUAUGAAGUCUUUAGAUUGGAUCAGCGACGUGCGAGAUGGAAGGAGGUGAGGAGCUUGGGCGAUUCGGCUUUCUUUCUCUGCAACCGCCGCUGCUCGUUCGCCGUCUCGGCGCAGGAGCUCGACGGGCAUGGCGAGGGGAAUUGCAUCUACCGCGCGGAGAUUAAUUGCGUCAACUUUGAGGUUGGGGAAGAGAGCUUUUCGAUUGAGCUGGAUGAGAACAAUCAAGUGUGGUAUGAAAUACUCUCUUUCUCAAAGCCUGCCCACUUUCUGUCUUUCAUUUCAUUGGUUACCCAUAUGUACAACUCAAGCAAAAGUACUUUGCUCAUCAAUUUAGUAAUGCUGUCUGGAAACAUUAAGGAGCUUCUUAGCUACUUGUACUUAAUGCUGCAAACUGUAUACAAGUGUAGCAUGAUUAUGUCCUCAUGACAACUUUUUGCUAAAUCUGCAAUAUGUUAUGAUGAUAUUGAUUUUUGAUACUAGUGUACGUCUUCUUCUGUGCAAACAUAGUAUGUAAGAUGAUUAAAUGACGUGAGUUGGAAUGCCAACUAUUUGAUGGCUUAAAUUUGCCUUUACAA